UGGUAAUACAAAUAAUAACAAUAACUGAAGAACAAAAAUAACAGCUUUAUGGCAGAAAAGAUUUUAAAAAAAUCAUAACAAGAAUGAAUAGAAAUCAUUGCAGUUUUAUGGGAGCGGCACUAGAACUCAGGAGUCCCUGGGAGUCCAGGAACAUGAAUAAAGAUAACAAAGAGAAUAUUCCACUCAUGGGCAAGAGAACGAAUACAUCAGGUCCUCCGACUACAAACCACCAGGAGAAAAAGCCGACUGAAAACACUCCCACAAGGAAAAGUUCACAGUUUUUCUUUGAAAUUGAAGGCUUUGAAAGCAAUUCAUCUCCAAGACAGACCUCUCCUCCUGUAUUUUCAAAACCCAUGGAUUCAAAUAUUCGCCCAUGUGCAUCUGGAAAUGGGGAAGAUAUGGAUUCCCCACAAUCUCUUCAGGAUGAUAUUACUGAGUAUGCCACAAACCCCAAUACCCCUGCAUAGGGGUUGCAAAGAGAUCGCCAGAACAAUGCCCGAAAAAAGCUGAAGAAGUAUAUGUUUAGGGCAGUAUCUGAGGGGAAUAUAGAAGAAUUACAAUGUCUGCUUGUGGAAGUGAAGGAAAGGUCAAAUGCAUGUAGAAACAUGACUGUGCAAGAUUAUCUGAUGAGAAAAUUAACAGAUUCAGAUACUGGUAAAACCUGUCUGAUGAAAGCCCUUUUGAACAUCAACCAGAACACAAAUGAAAUAGUGAAAAUGCUGCUCUCCUUUGGAGAAGAAAAUAGUUUUUUGGAAAGGCUUAUCAACGCAAAGUACACAGAAGAAGCAUACAAAGGCCAGACAGCUCUAAAUAUUGCUAUUGAAAGAAGACAAUACAAUAUUGCUCAGACCCUCAUAGAAAAAGGAGCAGAUGUCAAUGCCCAUUCACAGGGUGUGUUCUUUAACCCCAAACACAAGCAUGAGGGAUUUUAUUUCGGUGAAACUCCACUGGCAUUAGCUGCAUGUACUAAUCAACCAGAUAUAGUUCAACUGCUGAUGGACAAUAGGAGGACUGAUAUUACCUCACAAGAUUCCAGAGGAAACAAUAUACUGCAUGCAUUAGUCACUGUAGCAGAGGAUUUUAAAACACAAAAUGACUUUGUAAUCCGAAUGUAUGAUAUGAUUCUAUUGAAAAGUAAGAGCAGAACUUUAGAGACAAUGAAGAAUAAAGAUGGCUUAACUCCAUUGCAACUAGCUGCAAAAAGUGGAAAAUUAGAGAUUCUGAAAUACAUUCUCAGUAGAGAAAUAAAAGACAAGCCAAACAGAAGCCUUUCCAGAAAAUUCACAGAUUGGGCUUAUGGUCCUGUUCAGUCUUCCCUUUAUGACCUGACAGAACUAGAUACGACUGCAGACAACUCAUUACUGGAGAUUAUUGUUUAUAACACAAAUAUUGGUAACCGUCAUGAAAUGUUGACUUUGGAGCCCCUGCAUUCACUACUGCGAAUGAAAUGGAAAAAAUUUGCAAGGCACAUGUUCUUUAUGUCAUGUUGUUUUUAUUUCAUAUACAACAUAAUAUUAACAUUGGUUUCCUACUAUAGACCCCGAAGAGAUGAGGCUCCGCCCUACCCAUUAGCUUUGACACGUAACAUGGGAUGGUUGCAGUUGCUGGCACAAGUGCUUAUUAUGAUAGCAGCAAUAUUUUUAGCCAUAAAAGAGAGUGUAGCCAUCUUUCUGCUAAGACCCUCAGAUCUUCAGUCAAUUCUGUCAGAUGCGUGGUUCCACUUUGCAUUUUUUAUACAAGCAGUGCUUGUGAUCUUCUCUGUCUUCUUGUACUUGUUUUCCUACAAAGAACACCUGGUGUGUCUUGUCUUGGCUAUGGCACUAGGAUGGGCAAAUAUGCUGUACUUUACCAGGGGUUUCCAAUCCAUGGGAAUUUAUAGUGUCAUGAUCCAAAAGGUGAUCUUACAGGAUGUGAUAAAAUUUUUAGUUGUAUACAUCGUGUUUUUGCUGGGAUUUGGCGUAGCUCUUGCUGCGUUGAUUGAGACGUGCCCAAAUGACAGUAAAUGUCAUUCCCACAGCAGUUUGGGCGCUGUUCUGAUGGAGCUUUUUAAACUUACCAUAGGACUGGGAGAUCUGGAGAUCCAACAGAAUUCAAAAUAUCCUGUGCUGUUUCUUCUUCUUCUCAUAACUUAUGUAUUGUUGACUUUUGUUCUCCUUCUGAAUAUGCUGAUUGCAUUAAUGGGAGAAACAGUGGAAAAUAUUUCUAAAGAGAGUGAACACAUUUGGAGACUCCAGAGAGCCAGGACCAUUUUGGAAUUUGAAAAAAUGUUACCAAAAUAUCUGAAGAAAAAAUUCCAGUUGGGAGAACUGUGUAAAGUGGCUGAAAAUGACACUAGAGUAUGUUUAAGGAUUAAUGAAGUGAAAUGGACUGAAUGGAAAACACAUGUUUCAUUUAUUAAUGAAGAUCCAGGGCCAACAGGUUACAAUAAAAUUCAAGAUACGUCAAGAAGUAAUAGCAAAAACACCCUGAAUACAUUUGAUGAAAUGGACUAUUUGCUAGAAACCACUGUUUAGUUACAUGGUACUUGAUAUUUGUUUGUUUAAGAAGGUUAAGAAAAUGAACAGUGAAAUCCUACAUUUAUAUACUGGACAGCUGCAAGCAGUCAGAGAACAAACUUUCUUUGAUGAGCCAAUGACUUCAACCCACAUAUCAAGAGAGAGAAGCCAAAGGAAAAGGGACUAUUGCAUUUUGCUCUGUUUGAGACUCAUAGAACUGGAAGGGACCUUGAGAGGUCAUCUAGUCCAGUCCCCUGCACUCAAGGCAGGACUAAGCAUUAUACUGAGCCUUUUGAACAAAAUCCCUGGUGUCAAAGUUUGUGUGAUGGCGUUUAAACAGAGUUCUUUACUUUCUAUUGGUUAAACAAAUCAAACAAAUGUAAUAUACAAUAUUUUUUCCUUUUGGAUAAAUUAUUCCAAUCUCUUUGAUGUCCAGUACGGUAUUUUCUAUACUGAUCUCUCUAAUCUAGGAGAAAUCAUUUUGUGUACUGAGAAUAGUUAAGUUUUGAAAAUAUGAAAAAAAGACAUUUCAGCUUUGAAGUAGAACCACAAUAUGAAGUAUGUAAUUUUGAAAGUUCUGGAUACAGUGGUGUUUUCAUUUUGGCUACCAGUGUUAUCAUCAUGGACCUCGUUCUACAGUGUGGUGAGCAUUUUGUGAAAAGAUGAACUCCUUCAACUUUCACUGACCUUGCAGGAUCUGUUUUCUGGUCUAUAAUGCUUGGUGUAAUUUUGUAUGUCUAGUUCUUUCUCCUCAUUUGUAUGUAUACAUUCCCUUUCAUAAGAGCAAUAGGUCACUGAAAUUAAUUCAUUUAAGAGGGAUCAUUGUUUGGGUUGAUUUAAAUCACUGGGUCUUUGGCCUUUUGCUAUUACCACUUGAAAAUCCACUUCUUGUCAUGUUUUACUGCUUAAACAGAAUACUUUUUACCUCAUGAGUGUUGUUCUUGGGUUUAAAUUAAUGCCCAAUCCCUGCUACUUUGGGGAGAUUAGCAGUAAAUAUUUAUCUGUGAAGAAAUUAUUUAAAAAAAAAUCAGUUGAAAGCACUGUAAUUAUGAACCAUUAAGCUUUUCUGAAUUCAAAGUACUGUAUGUUGCACUUUCUGUAGCACUUUUUAUUUUAUCAGUCCUCAAGACAUGUAACUUUGAAUGAUGUUUGUUUUUUUAUUUUAUGUAUGUGUGUGUAUAUAAAAAGAAAUAUUUUUGCUCUAUGUAUGUUCAGUAGUAAUGUAUUUCCUGUAGAAUGUGCCUUAGUCUUCAUGGAUUCUGAUCUAAUAUUUUCAUUGUUAAUUUCUAUUUUGAGGAGGCUUUUCAGAAAAGAUAUAGCCAAAUCUUGGUCUGUGUUUGUAUGGUAGAAAGAUAUGCAUUAGAUCCUUACAAUUGCAUCAGUUAUCUCCACAGUGGGUCAGCUGAUCCACAAGACUAAUGUUUUAAGGCAAAAGGACAUAAAGAAAUUACACAGCAGGGAGCAGGGUGCAGAGCUAGCGGAGAUGGUAAAUGUGGUUGUCACUAAUUGGCUUUCUAUAGAUCCUGUAUCCUCUGUCUCUUACUAUGCACAGCCCCUGUAGAGAGAUCAAGCAGAACUGAAACAGACUCCACAAAGUUGAAAUCUUAGAAAACAAAGCUUACUUUUAUUGGAGGAGAUUCAUGGGUGGUGUCAAUGUGAUGGCUGAACCCUGUUUGGCCUAGUAGCACAUGUGAGUAAGAAAUCAGAGUCUUAUGGGAAUAUUUCUUCAGUGCUAAUAGCUUUUUUGGAAAUUGUCAGCCAAGAA
Mauremys mutica (yellowpond turtle) is the source of this 4260-nucleotide messenger RNA. It is a transcript of the gene TRPV3, whose product is annotated as transient receptor potential cation channel subfamily V member 3. The transcript has 20 exons. Gene Ontology annotation, biological process: calcium ion import across plasma membrane. Gene Ontology annotation, molecular function: calcium channel activity; protein binding. Lineage: Eukaryota; Metazoa; Chordata; Testudines; Geoemydidae. The record is from RefSeq and is a predicted model, not a curated record. Gene Ontology annotation, cellular component: membrane.